UUGUUCUAAAUUAUUCCCAAAACUGGCCAAUCAGCGCACGUGUAAGUUUAUCUCCCUUGAAGACUUUGUCCAUAACAAAACAGACAAAAGGAAGUCUACUGUGUUCUUCGAGAAACCUGCUAAUGGUUUCUGCAUAACAAGACAAGAAAGCAACCAAUAUAACUCCUUAAGGGUGAAUGGCGAGCCAUGGCGUCUCACCGAAGAUUCCAGAUUCCAAAUCAUUCAAACGAAGCCUUGCAAAUGAUGAACGAACUUCGGAAAAAGCGCGAACUUUGCGACGUCCUGCUGCAUGUCGGGGGUCGCGAAUUUCGAGGCCAUCGUAUUGUGCUGGCCGGAGCGAGCUCGUAUCUUCGAGCAAUGUUCACUAAUGGCAUGCUAGAAAGUGGUAUGCGAGAUAUUAAGCUUCAAGGAAUCGAUCCCGCAGUCAUGGAAAUCUUACUUGACUUUGUUUACACUGGGAUUGUGGAUAUAUCUGUUGAAAACGUGCAGGCUUUGCUGUCUGGCGCGACACUGUUGAAUCUACAAACUUUGAGUCAAGCAUGCUGUAGUUUCCUUCAAACUCAUUUAGACGCUUCAAACUGCCUUGGUAUUCGCGCCUUCGCGGAUCUGUAUUCCUGUACAGAGCUAGAGAAUGCUGCUUUUAAGUAUAUCUGCCAGCAUUUUCUUGAUGUUAUAAAAUGCGACGAAUUUCUACAGCUACCGUAUCGCGAUUUGAAAAGCCUUUUGGAAAGUGACCUCAUUCAAGUUCGUACCGAGGAUCAAGUUUUUGAAGCCAUGGAAUCUUGGGUGUAUCACGAUUUUAAACAAAGAAAAGACUGUUGCUCAGAUCUCUUGGCCCGCAUAAGACUCCCUCUCUUAUCUCUUGAAUUUCUUGAGGAGAGAGUAUUUCCUUCUAAGCUUAUUAAAUCCAGUACUGACUGCCAACUCCUGUUGGCACGUGUUCUUAACGAGACCUCACGCAAUCUUCCACCAUACAUGACAACUCAACGUGCCCAGCCUCUCUCGAUUUACGUCAUAGGCGGGCGUAAUGCAUUAGACUGCCAAUUAGCCACUUUGGAGAGAUAUGACGUCCUUGCAGACGAAUGGGUAUCGAUGGAAAACAUGAAACAUGCUCGUACAGCUGUUGGUGCUUGCAGCCUAAAUGGUCUAUUGUAUGUUGUCGGCGGUGAAUGUGCAGUUAACUCGCCGCAUGACGACACUAUGUAUGUGCGGUAUAUGGAGUGCUAUGACCCUAUUGUUAGACAAUGGAUACUCUUGGCAGAUAUUGCAAUCCAGAGGUCAUUUGUGUCGGUUGUGGCAGCAAAUGGUUAUUUGUAUGCUGUUGGUGGUGAAGACAGAACUUGUAGUUAUAAUUAUGUGGAGAGGUAUGACCCUAAGAGUAACCACUGGAUCACCGUUCAGUCCAUGAGGCGGAAAAGAUCAGGCGCUGGAGUUGCUGUAUGUGAUGGAAAGAUCUAUGUAGCAGGCGGGUACGAUCGCGGCGUGCAUAGCGACCGAGCCAGCGUCGAGUGCUACGACCCCGAGAAUGAUUCUUGGUCGUUCGUGACUGAGCUCGAGAAAGCUCGGUCGGGUCUCGUGCUUGCCGAGUACAAUGGGUGCUUGUAUGCAUUUGGCGGUCGGAACCGAAGUACUGACCAUUACUUUGACCUUGUGGAAAAAUACAACCCUCAAACACAUCAGUGGACCCCCGUGGCCCCUAUGCUGACCCCGCGAGCCUGGCCCUCCGCCGCAGUGCAUGACGGGAAGAUCUAUCUGCUCGGCGGUUUCGAUGGCGCAAGCCGCCUGGCGAGUGCGGAGGUCUACGACCCUGAGCUGGACACGUGGAGUUACAUACGGGAUAUGCACGUGUCACGUGCCGGAUGCGGCGCCGCUGUUUUGUAAUGUCACUUCCGUUUGAACAGGAAGAUACAAAGCUUGUUUUUUAGACUAUAAGAAGAUUUCCUAUGACGCAACGUCCGGUGAAGGCGGUGAAGGCGCAAGUUCGUACCCGUGCUGUAGCAACUCGGGAAUCUCCCAGGAUUUUAUUUUUUUUUUUCUAGAAUAUUGAGUCACAAUGAAAAUAAUUCACGGACGUGCACAGAUUUCCUUUGAGUUAAACUGGAAUUGAAAGCUUUUGUGUAAAGAGGAAAAGUUUUCCGCCAUCUAUUUGUUUAAUUUUUAUGGUUUUAAAGCAAGUUAAGAAUGAAAGUGUGUUAUCUUUAUUUAAAAGCUGUAUAUAUUUGUAAAAUCUGUAUAUAAAUAUGAAUCGUGUUUUUGA
Messenger RNA from Nematostella vectensis (starlet sea anemone), 2257 nucleotides. Its product is annotated as kelch-like protein 5. Gene Ontology annotation, molecular function: protein binding. NCBI's taxonomy places the organism in Eukaryota, Metazoa, Cnidaria, Anthozoa, Actiniaria, Edwardsiidae. The record is from RefSeq and is a predicted model, not a curated record. Bases 187 to 1881 code for a protein of 564 amino acids. The transcript has 3 exons.